UACGAUUCCUAAAGCUGACGGCGCCGUCGCGUAAUCCAUUCGGUGACACCGUUCGAACCGAUUCCGAUCGGAUCGUGUUGCGGAGCGCAACGGAAACCAGCACGACGGCGGCGGCUACCAGCGUUGUACCUGCGGUGCCAGCGAGGAGCAAGGCCAAACCGGGCGCUUCCUGAAAAAUGCCUCCGCCGCCGCCGCCUGGGCCGCCACCUCCUCCAGGGCCACCGCCACCGCCGGCCCUGAAGCUUGGUGGCGGUGCACCAUCGGCCGAUGGGCGGAACGCUCUGCUACUCUCGAUUCAGAAGGGUACCAAGCUGAAAAAAACGGUUACGGUGGACAAGAGUGCACCGGCAAUUCAGGGCAAGGUCGCUUCCGAUGGAGCAGUGGCGAGGGCGAACAACCGUGCUCCUGGUCGACCAACAGCGGGAGCAGGUGAUGAUGGUGCAGCAACCGCACCAACCGGACCGGGACAACCGAAGCUGGGCGGGUUGUUUGAGGGACUGUCAUCGAUGCCGAAAUUGAAACCGGUCGGUAGCAGAACGCCCACCGGAACAGGAAACGCAUCUUCGGCGGGAAUGCAGCAAAACAAAACACCUUCACCGGAGGCCUCCAAGGGUUCCCCGAUCAACAAUGGACGGGUGGGAAAUGGUGGCGGUUCCGCUGCGCCACUUGACUUCUCGGACGAGCUCGCGCAAAAAUUAACGCUCAAAAAACAGAAACAGCAGCAGGGCAGCAAUAGUAGCAAUAGCAGUUACAGUAGUAACACGUCCUCGUCGGCCAUCAAUCCCCCUCCCACAGCGGUACCGAACGAAACGAACCUGCGGCUAAACCGGGGACCACCACCGCAACCACCAACAUCGAUCCAACGGCCUUCCGGAGACAAUGCGUCGUCAAAGACGGCACCAUCACCAGCAUCCAGUCAGAAAAGCCAAGCACCUGCAACACCAAACCACCUGAACCACCACCUAAGGCUGGCAGCAGCGAAACCGUCGGCCGCGAAUGGACCACUGUCCAGCACCACUAGUCCCACAAUUAAUGCAAUCGGCGGCAGCGCACCGAUUCCGAAUCGAUCCGCCCUGUUCGGUAGCAAUACGACGGCGAUGACGACGACAGCGGCUAGCAGUGCUACGAUGGGCAACGGUAGUGUACCGACGGCGGCGGCUGCAGCGUCAACUGUAAUCCCGGUGGCACCGAAACCGGUACCAAACUAUGGCAAACCAAAUCUAGCACCGAAACCGCCCGGUAUGCAGCUGGGGGGGAUGGCCGGAGAUGGCGGAAGCAGCACAACGCGACCAACCGUGAGUCGACACCAGAGCAUGCGAAGUCCAAGGUCCCCUCCGGUCUCGCAAACGGCACCGGUGUUUCCUGCCAAUCACUUCGGUACGAUGCGUGGACCACCCUCGUCAGCGGCCAUGUUCCAGUCGUCGGAAUCGAUCGUGCGACCAGUGCGGGAAGUAACGGGUCGCCCAUCUGCACCACCGCCAAAGCCUCCAACGAUGAAACCACCGCCACCACCACCAGUACGGAGCGUCAGCAAUACGAACCUAACGCACCUGCCUCCAUCGCUUAGUUUGGCACCAUCGUCACUGGACACGACCGGCACCAGUUCACCGGCGACCGAACCAACCUCGUUCGGUUCGGUGAACAAUGUGUCCUCACUUACACUGGCUGACGAACUGCGGGCAAAGGUAUCGAAUGCUAACCUAUCGGUGGCCGGCUCGUCCGCAAACUCCAUUUCCACCGGUAACUUGAGCGUGCUCGGUGGGGGUGGCACCUUGACAAAGGGUGGAAGUUUAAAGACGACGGCAGCACCACCAUUACCACCCCAUCGGACAAGCCCGGCGCCACCGCCACCGGUUGCGGCAUCGGCAAUACUGAACACGGGUGAAGCGCCAGUACCACCACAACGAAUUUCGUCAAUUCGUAACUCGGCCGGUAGCGGUAGCUUACCGGCAGUAUCGACUGUCACUAGCAGUAACAGCAGCAGUAGUCACAAUCAGAGUCAUCAUAGUCAAAGCAGCACCGUUAUUAUCACCAGCAGCAGCACCACAUCGUCUACCGGUGGUAGUCUACAUCGUAAGGACACAUCGCUAACGUCGGUCACCAGCAGCAGUUCAUCAACGGUAACGGCAGCGACGACCGGCACCAGUACUAAGAUGCCGUUGCCCGAGAUAGACCUAGAGUCGAAGUAUGCGUUCUACUUUCACAAGGUGACGGAGUUUCCGCAACCGAUACCGUUCCUCAAUGUGCCGAAAAUCUAUCAAAGCGAACUGCGCCAGCAGCAACAACAAUCCGCGCAACAAGGUGCACAGCAACAACCGCAUCGGCAGUAG
Messenger RNA from Anopheles maculipalpis, 2330 nucleotides. RefSeq lists its product as uncharacterized. Bases 177 to 2330 code for a protein of 717 amino acids. Gene Ontology annotation, molecular function: actin binding. The record is from RefSeq and is a predicted model, not a curated record. The transcript has 9 exons. NCBI's taxonomy places the organism in Eukaryota, Metazoa, Arthropoda, Insecta, Diptera, Culicidae.